AGAUGGCUGUAGAUAGAGAAGACACACAUCUAUGCAUACUCUCAAAAGAAAUUAAAGUGGAAGAAGACUCGUUAGCACAAGAGCUCAGUGCUUACAAUUGCACUAUGUCAAAGAAGAGGAAAUUUCAAGAACAGGGUUCCACAGCUCCAGUCAACAAAAGAAAGUCACUGCUAAUGAAACCCCAGCAUUAUAACCCUAGUGAAGAACUCGAUGAAGACAGCGAGGAUAAAUCUGAGUUUGUUAGCUUUAAAUUCACUAAGAAAAAAUGUUGUACUACUACAGGUACAAUUAUUGUGCAGUCAACUGGUGUGACUACCCAUACAGCUGAGGCAAAGACCUGUUAUCAGAAUCUUAUCACUGAUCCAUCACUGCUGAGCAGGACAGUAAACGAGACAGUGACAGACAACCAUGUGGGAAGUGUUAUUCAAUCAGCUAAAACUAAGAUAGAAAGUCAUGAAGAAAGUUAUGGCAUGCAGUUGUCCAAACAAAAUGGCUCACCACCAUUUUCACCUGAAGACAAUAACGGCAGCACUGACAUAUCUGAAAAUGGGUGGGACAGUUCUUCCAGUUACUCAGAGCUCAAUGCACAGGACCAUGCAAGGGACACAUUCAGUCAUGCCAAUAAGCACAAGGGUGAAAUGAACAUUAAACAUGAGAAACUAUCAGAAAGUGAAAGCAACUCAUCAAUAGAUAUAUCAGAGCCUGACAACACCAGUCACCAGCAGAUCACCAAGAGUGAUGAUGAUGAUAAAUGCCUCUCAAUUAUUACAGAAGAGUCCGUGGAUUUGGAUAAAACAAAAGGAAACCUGAGUCUGCUUGAGCAAGCAAUAACUAUAGAAGCAGAACAAGGACACAUGUUUCACAGCACUUACAAGGAACUGGACAUGUUUCUCCUGGAGCAUCUAGCAAGAGAAAGAAGACAGACAAAAGUUAUUGAUGUAGCAGGACGACAAAUAUAUUGCAACAAAAGUUCGCCACGCUCUGAUAAACGUGAGACGAAAUGCCCUAUCCCAGGCUGUGAUGGAACAGGUCAUGUGACUGGACUCUACCCCCAUCAUCGUAGUUUAUCUGGGUGUCCUCAUAAAGUUCGAGUGCCUUUAGAAAUUUUGGCCAUGCAUGAAAAUGUAUUAAAGUGUCCAACACCAGGAUGUACAGGAAGAGGACAUGUGAACAGUAAUCGUAACACUCACAGAAGUCUUUCAGGUUGUCCGAUUGCUGCAGCAGAAAAACUUUCAAAAACACAAGAAAAACAUUAUUCACCUGGUGCAAACCUUGAAUCCAUUCACAGAGCAACAUGUGUGAAGCAUCUUGAAGUAACACAAUUCAGUUAUCGGACCGCACCAGUUACUACAACACGAGCAACAAUAAUUAAAGAGCAUGAUAGAUUUGGGAAAGUUCCAUUUGAUUAUGCCAGUUUUGAUGCACAAGUUUUUGGGAAACAUACUAUUGCAACAGUUGUUCACAGCCAAGAGACAACUAAUGGUGAUGCAAAACAAUUUACAAGUCCAGUAAAAUCUUCCAACCGACUGCCUAGCGCCCACACACAGAGUCCCUGCCAUGCCAGCUCUUACAGCUAUGGUCAGUGUAGUGAAGACACCCACAUAGCAGCAGCUGCUGCCAUCCUCAACCUUUCCACCCGCUGCAGGGAAGCAGCAGCAGAGAUCCUGUCCAACAAACCAUUGGGUCUGUCUGCCAAGGCUGCGGAGAUUGAAGUUGAUGAAAAUGGAACUUUGGACUUGAGCAUGAAGAAGAAUCGCCUAAAUGACAAGACUAGCAGUUUAGGCUCUUGCAGUCCAAUCAUAACAGCAUCGUCUUCUUCUCCAUUUCAAACUAGUAGCCUGUUGGUCAAUGCUGCCUUUUACAAGGCCCUCUGUGAAAAAGAAGGUUGGGAUGCACCAAUUAACUACAGUAAAGUUCAUGGCAAAAGUGAAGAGGACAUCGAGCUGGAUCCUGGAAGCUGUUCGGAAAACACAGAUGAGACCAAAUACUCUGGAGAUGUCACAAUGACCAGCCCUAAAUCAAAGUUUCAUUCAAGGGAUAUGAAGAAGGAGCUCAUUACUUGUCCAACCCCAGGAUGUGAUGGAAGUGGUCAUGUAACAGGAAACUAUGCUUCUCAUCGCAGUGUUUCUGGCUGCCCACUAGCUGACAAAACUCUGAAGUCUCUGAUGGCUGCAAACUCCCAGGAACUCAAGUGUCCAACACCAGGCUGUGAUGGAUCUGGACAUGUUACUGGAAAUUAUGCAUCUCACAGAAGUUUAUCAGGGUGUCCAAGAGCCAGAAAAAGUGGGGUCAAGGCAUUUCCAAGCAAAGAAGAUAAAGAAGACCCAGAACUUAAGUGUCCAGUUGCAGGCUGUGAGGGCCAGGGACAUAUAUCUGGGAAAUACACAUCUCAUCGAAGUGCUUCUGGUUGCCCCUUGGCUGCAAAAAGGCAGAAGGACAGCUCUCUGAAUGGUGCAUCACUGACUUGGAAACAGAAUAAGCAGGAGCUGCCACAUUGUCCACUUCCAGGCUGCAAUGGGCUGGGCCAUGUCAAUAAUGUCUUUGUCACUCACCGAAGUUUAUCUGGAUGCCCGUUAAAUGCACAAGCUAUAAAAAAGGGAAAAACAUCAGAGGAACUAAUGAGUGUAAAGCUGAAGACAAGCGGAGAUCUCUUCAAUGGAGACAAAUCUGAAAACAAUAGAGGAGGAGAACAAACUCAUAGAGCAGAACAAUGA
Staurois parvus is the source of this 2714-nucleotide messenger RNA. NCBI's taxonomy places the organism in Eukaryota, Metazoa, Chordata, Amphibia, Anura, Ranidae. The record is from the annotation of a GenBank genome assembly.